CAUACUUGCACAACGAUGCUCCGCCCGCUGCCCGCGUGCCCUCAGCCGCGGGCGCUCGAGGAGGUGCGGCCUCAUCAUCGUUGACGUGCCUUUUUCCAUCCCUGCUGCCAAGCAAGUCGCAAAGAAGUCGCUGCAGCGCGUCGACUCUACACCAUGUCCCGAGCAGACGCUGCAAUGGCCCCGCCCAACAGAGCUCCCACUCGCGACCUGGCCUCGUCCAACUCUACCGCCAACGCCUUUCUAGGCGGUCGUUCGUUGCCUUCAUGGAUUACCGGCGGCGCUCCUUCUCCGCACCUGCCUCAAAAGGACCGCCCUCCUCGCCUUCCGCCGCCUCAGGUCCUCACGCCGCCCGUUCGAAUGCAAUCGUCGACCCCGAACAACCUGUUGCCCUCACCCGCUCCGAGCGAAGACAGGCCGAUCAUUGUCGAUCUUGCUGCUGAUGACCACGACUCCGAGUCGGAGCGUCGACGAACACACAAGCGUCGCCGUACGGAUGCCUCUGCUCCCGCUUCAUUUGUUGCCGCACCCAUCCCACGGCCACCGACGCGAAUUAAUACCAGUGUUAGCCAGUCGCUCCCCCCGAAUCAGCCCGCUCCGGAUCCUCAAGCGCAAUGUCACUCCCCUGAAUACUGCAAUGCGAGGCUUCAGGAUCUAAUGCGUCAUUUUCCAAUCAACACUCUCGGCCACCUCGAGAGGACUAGACUUGGUUUGAUCCAGGAAGCCGUUCAUACCAAUGACUAUGUCUAUUUGACCUUCCACCAGUUCAUGUGCUUACAUUCCGUCGAUCCAGAACGCUUACCACUUGAAAUAAAGCAUCUGAGAGGCGCAAGCGAAGCGUUUGAUCUGCUCUACACCUUGUUGAUGAGCAAUUCUGAACUUCGACCAGAAGUGGUAGUUUACUUUACCAUAUUUCCAGCUUCCCUCACAGAUAUGAGGAUGAAGUGGCCAAACCUUUUGGCCAACGAAAUCGAACGCUUCAAGUUGUUCGUCAUUCGUUCUCAACACGGAUGGACAAGGUUGCAACAGGAAUGCAAACAACGAGGAUGGCCUCCAAUGGUGCAAGAGCUCAUCCUUUAUCUAGGCAUCGACUCACCUUUGCUCCAGCAAACAGUAUACAGGGCCAUUGUGAGACGUUUGUGGUUGCCAUCACAUUUGGAUGGAGCUGCCGCUUCAAGGUUAUUCUGGAGAGAGAGUGAAGGGCUAUUUGCCAAGCAUCAACAACGCUUCAACCAGGUUAUUCUAUCCCGAGGUUCACCUAUGCCUUCUGAACGACAAUCGGCGCAAGAGGCUCAGCAAUACAGUACCUUUUUCAUUCACAUUUACAAUAAGUUUCUCGAGUUACUGCAUAACUCUGCACCUCGUGCUAUUCCCGUCGUUCCCCUAACAUCGAACGUGGACCAGCAAACCAUGUAUCCUCGUAGAAUACCUCCAACAGGGUUCGCUACCACUGGGCAGCAAAUGCAGAUGAACCAAAUGGCUUUUGCUCGAAAUGCUGUUCCGCAUUACCACCACCAUCACCAUGUUAAUCGUGGCAUGAUGCCUUUCGCUGGAUCUAGUUCGUCAGUCCCACCGUCAACCAUGGGUCUGGCACGUCCACCGACCAACGCAGUGCUUCAAUCCAUGCCACGGCAGAUGAAUGGCGAGUUACAACAACGCCGACAAACAAUGCCAGCGCAGGGAAGCUCAUCGCUGUUUAUACCUCCAGCAGGCUACACGGCCUUACAGGCGGCUCAACCUGAUCCUACUCGCGUGGCUUUGCAUCAAGCGCAUUUGCGCAGUCCAAAACUAAGAGCGAUGCUAAGUAAAGAAGAGCCGGCUAUUAUCGACAAAUUUUAUCGAUUUGUGGUAGGUUUCAGCCUAGAGCCAACCAAGCUACCGGAAAAUUCUCCUCAAACUCGCAUGGCAUUUACAAUCUCGGCCGAGCAAUACGCCUCCCUACCAAUAGGUGAGAUUUCUGAAUCCGGUCCGCUCUUCUCACGGACGAUUUUCGAAACGUCAAAAAUGUAUCGUCUACGAUGUGUGAAGACAAACACGCCGCUGGAUGAGCAGCAGUGGGCGGUCAAAGAUACGGUCUGGCCAAGGGGUGUAUUUCUCAGGUUCAACAACCACCCUCUCGAAGCCCGUAAAAAACUUCAUUACGGAAAGGAUCUACCAAUCGAUCUCACUUCGUACAUCCAGGAAGGCCAGAACGUACUCGAGAUUAACAAUUUGCGGAUGCCCGAGGCCGAAUCAAUCUCUAAUUUUACCAUGGCGAUCGAAGUGGUAGGCUUUCAGCGCCACGACACCAUCAAGGCCGAGUGCCUUGCUGAUCGGCAAAUUCCGUCAGAGGAGGUCCAAGCCUCCAUCAAAGCGAGCCUGAACAGUCCAGAUGACGACGAGAUCGCCGUGGUGAAUGACAACAUCUCGAUCGGACUCUUCGACCCAUUCAGCGGUUGUCGGAUCUUCAAUAUCCCGGUCCGGGGCCGCAGCUGCGUGCAUCGCGACUGCUUCGACCUGGAGACAUACCUGGAGACGCGGGCGUUCCCACGCAAGGAGCCAGCUGCGCCCUCGGCCGUCGACACGUGGAAGUGUCCGCUGUGCAACGCGGACGCGCGGCCCAAGAGCUUGGUUGUGGAUGGUUUUCUCGUCGAGGUCAGAGCGAAGCUCGCGGAGCAGGGCUUGCUGGACACGCGGGCCAUUAUCGUCGAGCCCGACGGAAGCUGGCGCCCGAAGCCAGAGAAGGACAAGGAUAAGGAAAAGAGCCUGGAGUCGCGGCCGGACACCCCUGUUCUCUCUGGAGGCAACGUGGAGCGUCGCAGCAGUAGCCGUGCAGCCGUCUCAGCUGGCCCUACGGUGACACCCCAAGUCAUUGACCUGGACAGCGAUUGAAGUUUCCACUACAAACGACGACUUUGAUUCACCAUACGAUUUUUACGACUUCCCCACGCUCAGGCGUUCGUGAACAAAAUUACGUUAGCAAGCAAGCCCUGGGGGCGCUUUUCACCAUCCAUUCGUGAGAUACCUGCCCCUUUUUUUGGGCGUCUUUUCGUUGUAGUUUCUCUUUCACGUCGGUUUCCAAAAAAGUUACUUUCUCUUUUCCUUCGAUGCUUUUUGGAGUUACGAGCUGGGGAGGAGGGAAAGGCUGGACGGACGGAGUCAUCCGAGGGAUGGCGAUGGGUUGCUGGGCGUGCUUGUUUGUUCUGCGCUGUCUUGUCUAGUCUAUUUAUCUUAUCAUGCUAUAUACUUAUCUCACCCUCCUGCUGGACUGCCGCUGGUGGCGUGCGCCGUUUUGAGUAUGUACGUACGUGCGUUUGGGGUUGGACUGGUUUAGACG
Molecule: messenger RNA, 3313 nt
Organism: Aplosporella prunicola CBS 121167
Lineage: Eukaryota; Fungi; Ascomycota; Dothideomycetes; Botryosphaeriales; Aplosporellaceae
Exons: 2
Coding region: 154-2868 (904 amino acids)
Biological process (GO): protein sumoylation
Molecular function (GO): zinc ion binding; SUMO ligase activity
Source: RefSeq, a predicted model, not a curated record